CUCGAUUUCGUUGUUGUUGGUUCACUAAAAUCCCUCAAGUAUCUGGAAAUAUCCUCAUGGAUCAGAUCACAGAAACUACUAUCAUUGCCAGACAGGUAUCUACCGUCUAAAAAGUGCGCCAGUUUGAGUGGUUUUCAAAUGUUGACGUAAAUUUGUGCCGCUCGAUCGAAUACACCUGCUGCACGUCUGUCUAUGGUAUUGGUUUUAUAUACGAGAGUUCAUCACCGGGGAACAUCGGGUUGCACGAGUGAUGAAUACUUAAUGGAGCAGAGAGAAAAUCUGGUCGUGCCGAUGACUACAUGAAUAAUCUAACCAUUAGGUGCACGAACACGGUCCUGCUAUCAUGGCGCGUGAUUCUACGAGCUGCUUGCUCGCUGUCAUUAUCCUGUCCGUUGUCGGGAGCGGCGUGGCGUCCGCCUGCAAGUGUGUGGAUCCCCCGACGGUGUGCACGGGCAAUUUCGCUCUUCGUGGAAGAAUUACCAACUCAUCUGGGAACCAAACCGAACACGACGACAUCAUCUACACCGUCAAUGUAUCGGAAGUAUUACGUCAUCCGUCAUCUCGCAGUGUUCAAAGUCCAGAAUCUAACUCACUCAUCAUCAUCUCGACAGGGAGUCAUUCGUGUGGAUACCCCGAUCUACAAACGGGAGAAAUAUAUUUCAUCGCCGGUGAUUUCCACGCACCGUCAACCUACACACUAGCGAAAUGCGCUGGAUUGGUCAGCAGUUAUGACUCGCACGGAAACAUCCCCAACACAGACAAUGAUAUACAGACUUGUUCGGCUUGCAUGGCCGGAGUUUCAUGCAUCACAUUUACCAUUUGUCUCUUUUUCUAUGGAUUUUCAACGAUAUACCUCGUCAGUUGAUGUACUCAUCAAAAGUGUGUUUAUAAAAAGUGUCUGAAAUGAAGACUUCGAUGAUAUACCGGGGCGUCGCCAAAAAGCCCAUUCGCCAUCCGGAUUUUUCAACAAGAAAACAAGGCCCCAGCGACGCCCCUUUGUGAUUAUUGUCUUUAAACGAUUCCUUACUUUGUAUUUGUACAUUAUAAUGAGUGAAACAACUUUAUGUUUUAUGUAUGUUAGAAUGCAUAGUGAAAAAAUAUUGAUAUUUAGCUAUUUAGUGUUAGCAUUUUAGGUUGUGACGUGCUAUACGACGAUAUCAUGCAGCACACUAAACAAUAAACAGACUGUAGGAGGUAGGAAGCAGCCUUGCUGGACGCCAUUCACCCAUCCCAAAUU
Molecule: messenger RNA, 1237 nt
Organism: Lytechinus variegatus (green sea urchin)
Lineage: Eukaryota; Metazoa; Echinodermata; Echinoidea; Temnopleuroida; Toxopneustidae
Exons: 4
Coding region: 344-865 (173 amino acids)
Molecular function (GO): protein binding
Source: RefSeq, a predicted model, not a curated record